Molecule: messenger RNA, 735 nt
Organism: Oryza sativa Japonica Group (Japanese rice)
Lineage: Eukaryota; Viridiplantae; Streptophyta; Magnoliopsida; Poales; Poaceae
Product: NADH dehydrogenase [ubiquinone] 1 beta subcomplex subunit 9
Biological process (GO): mitochondrial electron transport, NADH to ubiquinone
Source: RefSeq, a predicted model, not a curated record
CCGCUUGGGCCACCUGUCAGUUGGGUCUCCUCUCCUCCGCAUCCGAAUCCCACCACACCAUCGGAGAGGAGAGAGAAGAGGAAGCAAGCGGCGGCGGCGGCGGCGGCGAUGGCGACGUCGGCGGGGUUCCUGGCGCGGCGGGCGGCGCAGAAGGAGAGGGUGCGGCUGCUCUACCGCCGCGCCCUCAAGGACACCCUCAACUGGGCCGUCCACCGCCACCUCUUCUACCAGGACGCGUCGGAUCUCAGGGAGAAGUUCGAGGCGAACAGAGAUGUGGACAACCCGGAUGUGAUCGAUAGGCUUAUCGAUGAUGCGGAAGCGCAGUACAGGAAUUUCCAGCAUCCCGAUCCCUACAUUGUCCCAUGGGCUCCUGGUGGCAGUAAAUUCACAAGAAACCCUCCUCCACCUAAAGGGAUCGAGAUUAUCUACAACUAUGGAAAAGAAGACUGAUGAACAGGAGCCCUGCUGCAUCUAGGAGCAGAACUUAGCACCUCCAGGGUGCAAACAACUUAAUUUCCCUUUUUCCAGUUGAUAACGUGCAAUCGACAUGUUGUAUGAUCAAUAAGAACGAAGCCACUGGUCUGUCACCCUUUUGUUUCGUUUUUCCAUCAGCUAGUGCAUUGUUGUUACAUACACAUCGCUAUGCCUAUGCAUCAUUUAUCUUUCAGUCAAGCAUAAACUGCUUAAUGUGUUACGUUCGAUUGAUCCAUCCAACCUACUUGCAUUUGGUUGUCA